AUGGUCGUCGUCGCCACGCAUCUUCCCAGCCUCCUAGACCAAGCGGCCUACGGCUCCCCCCGUUACCUUUCUGGCCUUCCAGCCGAUGAUGUCUGUGGCGACGGUUGUGGCGAUGUGGCAAAUCAAGUCCGGGAUCAAGAUUCAGGAUCGGGCAACAUGACAUUGGACGAAGCUCUUCGAGACGAGGACAUGGACGUGGCUCCCGGAAAUGGACGGAAGUACGACGAAGCAACGGCUAGCGACCACCUUCCAAGCUUGGUUGGAUCGUUUGGUGUCAAUGCCGAGAACCAAAGGCAGCAGCUGCUUCGCUCAACCACCGCCUCGACCGAAGCCAAGACCGAUCUGAACCGAGCCCUCCGGCAGCCGCUGUCUGUGUCCGAUGACGGCAGCGAAGGAUGGCAAAAGCAUGUUGCCGCCCUCGAAGCCGACGUAGCGGACAUGCGGGCUCAAGCAUCAUCAUCCAUCGCCUUCAAUUUUGACACGCCAGGCAACACAGCCUCGCCAGCCUCCUCUUCGGCCGACGCACCAGGAUCUGAGUACGACGAAACCGAGCACGGGCAUCGUAAUCUUCUUAUGGAUGUCUCGAUGCUAGCCGACUUGCAACCAAAACAGCCUUCGCCCGUGUUCCCGGACCAGCAGGCUGUCGAGGAGCUGAUCGACUCUAGCGGACAGUCGAACAUAGAAGCGAAGAAAACAUGCGACGGAUCCAAUCAGCAGGUGCCACUGCAGCCCGAAGGCACCUCCGUCUUGGCUGCGUCGGAUCAGGUGGACAGUCCUAUACAGGGCGGAGCAAGCAGCAAAGCCGGCGAGGGGGGCGAUCUGGCCAUGAUGGUGGACACGGUUCUUGGCGAAAUCGAGCCAGAGACAGCCCCGACGACUGAGGCCUUCGAUGGAACCGAAGCAUUAGCACCUAUCGGACAAGCAACAACCACAGAUCAUGCAGUCUCCCCAGGACGGUCCGAAACAUCAAUCGCACAGCCUUCACUUUCAAAGCCUCUGGCUCGGUCUUCGGAGCAUACGGACGAUGACCCUAGCUGCAAGCGGCACAAAGUCGAAGAGGUCUUCCUUGCUCCGACGCAACCGUUUCCUGCGGAAGCCGGUAUUGUUGCUGCGCCUGGGAAGAAGCAAUCAGCUAAACGGACCGUGAAGCCUGCCGCAAAGCCGAAGGCGCCCCCGAAACCGAAGAAAGAGCCAAGAACAAAAACCAAGAAGGCAAACGGGAAGCCCGAACCAGAACCCGCAGCCGCUCGAGUUGGUCCUAAUGAUGCGGAGGUCGGUACCGCUAGUGCUCUCCAUGAUGAAAACGCCGCCGCUCAGGUCAUGCCCUCGGCAGGUCCCGGCAUCGAAGCCAAGCCCAAAAAGACGCGAAAGGCGCCUGCGAACCCUCGAAAGCAGCCCGCUCGAAACAAAGCGGCGAAUGAGGCCGGAGUUCCUUCUGGUCAAAUCGACGCUCCAGUGGUCAAUACGACAGCGACCGGCUCUCUCAGUGCAGCUCAUGAAAGCGAGGCUUCAAAGCAAAUUCCAGCGAUCGUCGAGGCAGAUGAGAAGCUGCAAGGGAAGAGCAAGGCCAAGCCCAAGGCGCCGAGCAAGGUGAAAGGCAAAACCAAAACUCCUGCCGUCGCGGACGAGGGUCUCUUGCCAAGGAGUUCAUCUCCGAAUUCAGCGGGCAAUGCACCCAGCAAGUCACCGCCCAAGCGUGCCACCGCGAAAUGUGCAAAAGGUCGUAUUGCUCAGCUUCGACCUGCGCAAACCGAUGAUGCUGUUUCGGAGCUAGAGCUUGAGCCACCGCAGCUCUCUCCAAAGUUACUCACAAUGCCCUACCCAUUGGACGAGGAGCAAUCGGCGGAAACAUCGUCGAAACAGGCUGCGUCGCAAACAGAGCAUGAAAAUUCUUGCACUUCACCGGUAGAUGCGUCGUCAACGGAUCGGCAGAGAGCGUCGGCAGGUCCACCCGCGCCGAAUCAUCCGUCAUGUACCGGAAUGUAUACGAGCUCAAACGUGUUCAUAUCGAUGCCGCCACCGCAGUAUCCAGCCCAAGCUUAUUGGCCCACCCGAGCAGAAACCAUGCAGCAGCAGAACCGCGGUUUGAGUUCACUCACAAACGCAGCGUCAGUGGUAGAAUCCGAGCCGCACUGGUCUUCCGAACCGUCCGUCACUGUACAGGAUUCGAGUGCUUCAACUACGAACGAGGCCAUCAACGAAGCUACGAGCCCCACAACAGUCGACAACACGGCCGCAAGUGGAGCAGACGAUGAUGCCUCGGACACUGCGACUCACUCGACUGCCGGAUCGUUCCACAAGAGGGAGCUCGAUCCGCGCGUCUACCCAGCGGGUUGGAGAUUUCCGCACUUUGACGUCAUCGACCCGGAUGUUUUGAUGACAUCGAUGCGAGGCAAUACCGUCUGGACUUUCUGGGACUGCUGCCUUCCCCUAGGAUGCCGAGACCAAGAUAUGGUGGUGCUGUCCAACGACAACGUCGCUUUUCCUUGCGUGGCUUGGAAUCCGUGUCUGUUUUCAAUCAUGCUUAAGCGAGUAAUCAAGAACCCCAACCGCGUCAUUGCUCAAGUUCUGCAACGCAGCAUUGAGGAGAAUCGCCAAAAGCUUGGAUUCAAGCCGCUCCCCUGUAUCUGGGUCGACGAGGAUUGGCGCGCAACGAACUUGCUGCUGUCGUUCGUACAUCCGAUUCCAACCAUGUUCCUGCCCGACCGCGCAACAUGCCGCAUCGUCAUGGAUCUCGGACUGCGAUACGGGAUCGAAAAAGCAACGUCGACGGCGACGCAGAGAAUGCAUCAGCUCGACGAGGAAGACAGGGCGGCGAGGUGCAAGGGAAAGGGCCGAGCCCGAGAAGAAGAGAUCGUCGCAGAGCUGUCCAAACGUGCUGCCUAG
Messenger RNA from Pseudozyma hubeiensis SY62, 2886 nucleotides. RefSeq lists its product as hypothetical. The transcript has a single exon. The coding region runs from base 1 to 2886 and encodes 961 amino acids. The record is from RefSeq and is a predicted model, not a curated record. NCBI's taxonomy places the organism in Eukaryota, Fungi, Basidiomycota, Ustilaginomycetes, Ustilaginales, Ustilaginaceae.